AUCAGAUCAAACGUGCAGGUUGUUUACAGGCACCAAGAGCGGCCUUUUAGUAACUCUAGCAGCUGUUUAAAGCUAGUUUAGCUCGGUAUUAGCUGGUUACCGACACAAGCGGGCUGCUUCUCAGAACCCGCACCGCAAACUGCACUUUACGCUCCGCUCCGUCCGUUAAAAACCUCGUGUCACGAAGCUGCUGCAUUAUUAAAGAUGCCGAUGAUACUGCGGUCCCGGAGGUCCAUCCACCCGACUCAGGCCCCGGCGCUAGAGUUACCGGAGCAAGACGCUGUGCCGGCGACACCGAGAAGGUCGACCCGCCUGCGAGGGAGCCUUACGUACGAGGAGACAGAUGAGUCAGAGUCUGAGUCCGUCCACAGCGAGGGAGUGAUGGAGACACUUCACAGACCCACUGCAGAGCUGGAGGAGGAGGAGGAGGAGGAGGAGGCUGCUGAGGAGGCACAUCUAACGGAGCUGAAGUAUUGUAGUGUUGUGUUGGACCGUCUCCAGGCUGAAGACAAAGCAGCCAGAAAAGAACUCGAGGACAAAGAAGACAUGAACCGUAAAGGUGAGAAACGCGUCUCCAGAAUCCCUACUUUCCAUAAACGACCCUCUGGCGUCGCCCCGAACACGGAGCUGCCUGUUCCCAAAAAAGAUCCUCCGGUUGCUCAGCCUCCUGAGAAACCUGGAACUGUGGAAGCUUCGAAGUCCAAGUCACCCGAGGCCAGAGAUACGGCUCUCCCCCUGCCGUCUAUCCGCGUCCCCAAAAUCGGCUUUGAAGCUCCUCCAGGGUUCGGCGGCGCAGAACAAGCAGCUUUAACAGCUCCCAGCUCCAUACCUACAGCACCCAAGAGCUGGAGUUUGUCUGAGUCUGUUCCUUACCCUGUCAUGACGGCGAGCCCCCGGCCUGCCCUCAGACCACAGCAGGGCUCAGAGCGAGAAGAGCGCAAAAUCUUACAGACUGAAGCCAACACCAUCCCUGAUGACCCUGUAGGUCACCUUCCACACGAGGGCUCCCUCAGCCAGAAGCCGCAUGAGGACCCAACAGAGAAGUAUGGUGCUGGAGAUGAAGGCGAGAUUACCCUCCCUGACUUCAGAAAGUCUGCAGAGAUGGCAACUGAUGUCAGCGAAGUGGAUGCUGCUUCCCUCCCUGCCUCUGAAAAGUCUGCAGAGAUAACAGCCGAGGUCAGUGAAGUGGAUGCUAUUAUGGAUGAAGAACCACCGUGGGAGACAGAACCAAUGAAUGCAGCUGAACUGAAGGACAGCAGGUCUUCAUCGGAUGCUGAAUAUGAGGAUGAGGAUUUGGCAAGUGACAAAUACAAGGGUCAGGAUUCAGGUGGUGUGAAGGAGCAGCGUGAACCACUGAUAAUCCAAUCAGAGGCUCCAAGUGUUGCAGAGAAAAGAGCCAAUGUUGAUGAAUCCAGUUCUCCUGUAGCAUCAGAGAAGCCUGUUAAAGUGACAUCACACAAGUCGGCUCAGAGGUCAGGAUGUUCCAGUUUCACCCUCUUCUGCCUCCUGCCCACCACCUUGCUGCUGCUCGGAGGGUUCGGUCAGCACGUUUGGCACUACGGGCUUCCCAUGUCUGUGGCUCAGCUCACGGCUCAGCUGGAGCUGCACUGGCUGGAGGGCUUUGGUUUAGUGCCAGAGCCGUGUAGCACUGACUGUCGAGUGCGCCUGGUGGAAAGCAUUCCUGCCGGUCUCUACCAGUCCUGUCCUUCAAGACAGACCAUCGCAAACAGCUGGCUGCAUCUGCUGGACGAGGCCAACAGCUCCGUCCACAUCGCUGCUUUCUACUUCACACUGCGGGACAGAGAUCUGCAGCUAACUGAGUCGUCCGACUAUGAGGGAAGACACGUCUUUGAGAAACUGAAGCAGCUUGAGUCCAAAGGUGUGAAACUUCAGAUUGCCGUCAACGCCCCCCAGACAUCAACACUAGACACUGCAGAACUGGCUGCAACAGGUGCCGAGGUCAGAGAGGUGGACCUGCAGGCUGUGACCGGAGGCAUCGUCCACACCAAGCUGUGGGUGGUCGACCAGAAGCACUUCUACGUGGGCAGCGCUAACAUGGACUGGCGCUCUCUAAGUCAGGUGAAGGAGGUGGGUCUGUCGGUGCAGAACUGCAGCUGCCUGGCUCAGGAUGCUCUUCGGAUCUUUGAUGUUUACUGGAGCAUCGGCGGCUUGAACAACGGUUCUCUGCCACCGUACUGGCCCGCUCGGCUCUCUGCUCUGUCCAGUGCUGAAAACCCGCUGCGCCUGAAGUUCAACGGAGUCCCUGCUCGGGUUUACCUGUCUAGUGCUCCUCCUCAAAUCUCAGCCCGCGGCCGCUCUGAUGAUCUGUCCACCAUCUUAUCUGUCAUCAGUGAUGCCCAGAAGUUCAUUUACAUCUCUGUCAUGGACUACCUUCCGCUGUCUCAGUUCACAGAGCCAGUCAGGUUCUGGCCCGCCAUCGACUCGGGCCUCCGAGCUGCAGCCUGCACCAGAGGGGUGGAGGUCAAACUGAUGGUCAGCUGCUGGAAACACUCGCCUGCCGCCAUGUUCACCUUCCUGCAGUCCCUGCUGGUGCUCAACAGACCUCCACUGAAAUGCAGCAUUGAAGUGAAAGUCUUCACGGUGCCUUCGACGACGGAGCAGAUGAAGAUCCCUUUUGCACGAGUCAAUCAUGCCAAGUACAUGGUGACGGACAGAGUGGUCUACAUCGGGACGUCCAACUGGUCGGAGAACUACUUCACCAACACGGCCGGUGUGGGUUUGGUGGUGAACCAGACGGACUCUGUGGUGGAACAAGGCCAGCAGACUCUGCAGAGCCAAGCAGAGGAGCUGUUCCUCCGAGACUGGAGGUCCACGUACUCCAGCUCUCUGUCUGUGGACGACGUGGACGCGUGUCCUCUCAGCCCACACUGAGGGCUCGCGGCUCAUAAAAGCGCUUUGCAUUGCUGAUGAGCAUCUUGCUUCCUCCUGCUACUUGAACUUAAUCUUAUCUAGACGGGAUCAGCUCGCUGUGAAUAAACACGGUUAGUUUCAUUGCUGUUUACUGGCUGCCUGCCCUUUUCUGUAUAUAAUUGCAUUUUUAAAUUUGAUUUGGAAGCGUGUUAUUUUUUAUACUCUGUGAUGUUCUGAGAAUUGUCUCACAAAUUGAGGUGCAAGGCUUUGUACUUAAUUAUUUUUAUGCCUGGAGCAUUUUGCAUAUCUGCCCUGAAGAUGUUGGUGCCAAGCUUUAACAGUCUGCUGCAGGAAAUCAAGCGUUUCCAAAGAGGUGCGCACAAACCACCGCCAUGUUUACAUCAUCACCCAGUCUGUCCUCCUGUAAUGUUUCUGUGUAACCACCUGAUGUAACGCCAGCCCAGCAGUAGCAGAUUGUUGUAAAUACAAGUUGUCAGUUUUCCAUUUCUAGCUGAUGGCUGGCUCACAGAGAUCCACUACGGAAAGAACUUUGUGUUUCGUUCUACGUUUUCCUCGUCCUGUAUCUGUUUUACUGUAUCGAUCAAUGCUGUAGCGUUUCCCCAAUCGGUCCAUCACCAGGGUUAUCUGUUGUAUGUGUGAGAUCCUCCUCCUGUCAUUAGCAGACACGUCGAGGCUUCUCAGACUGUUGCACUGUUAAACGAAGGGACCUCCUGGUUCUGGAUGGAUGGAGGAACUUUUCAUUCGAUCACUAACAGAGCGGUUUACUGGAUCAAUAAAAGUAUGAAUAAAACCUGC
Stegastes partitus (bicolor damselfish) is the source of this 3687-nucleotide messenger RNA. It is a transcript of the gene pld7, whose product is annotated as phospholipase D family, member 7. Bases 205 to 2892 code for a protein of 895 amino acids. The record is from RefSeq and is a predicted model, not a curated record. Gene Ontology annotation, molecular function: catalytic activity. Lineage: Eukaryota; Metazoa; Chordata; Actinopteri; Pomacentridae. The transcript has 12 exons.